Messenger RNA from Anopheles stephensi (Asian malaria mosquito), 1686 nucleotides. RefSeq lists its product as uncharacterized. The transcript has 4 exons. The record is from RefSeq and is a predicted model, not a curated record. NCBI's taxonomy places the organism in Eukaryota, Metazoa, Arthropoda, Insecta, Diptera, Culicidae. Bases 636 to 1130 code for a protein of 164 amino acids.
CAUUAGUGUCUUCCCAUCGUCAGCCGUGCCAGUGUGUGCGUGUGGCGUUUGAAAUGGUGGUCGGUAACGGUUAAGGAUGAUGGGCGGCCGGUGGGCCGUCGUGCCUGCUAUGAGUGGCUGUCGACGGUUCGGCUCAGUCUAUAAAAGCACUUGAAAGCUCCGUGUAGCAGGUUAGAUUACUUCACACGACGGACGAGCACGGAACGGAUUCCUGUCCUGCCUUCAGGAUUCUACUGAUCGGUUCAAUACAGUACAGCUCUAGUGGUGGUGGUAAUACAGUUCAAAAAAACGUUAAAAAAGCUAGGUGCAGUGGUUUAGCUCCCUUCAGACCGACGGCUCCACACAAGCGGUGGGUCACAAAUUUUCCGAUCGCCACUAGCAGAUAGGCUUCGCAAGGGACGCGGGUUCAUUGUAAAGUAUGAUGGAUUCGAACGUGAAUAAUUAAUCCUUCCCGGGUGGACCGUGUCGGGCAGCAAGUUACCGUGAGGCGUGUGAGUGGCUUUCAGUGUUUGGCGUGACUGUGACACAAUUUACUGCACUACUCGACGUAACCGUUUUGAGCACGACCGUUGCACGUGCCGCUGAAGCCUCCAGCCUGGGCCGGGAAGGUGUUGUUCUGAAAGUUUGGCAACGCAAUGCGAAGAAUGCUCGCACAGAUCACGAUCUGCCUGGUGCUGAUCGAAACGCCGAACGUUUGGUGUAAACUGUCCAGCUACAAAGCAAUCGUACCGCCGGCCAAGAUGAAGUCGGACGAGAUAGCCAAAUUUGCACAAGUGAAUUACGACGAUUAUCCGAUGGUAGUGCCGAAGCGGGCGGCCAUGCUACUGGACCGGCUGAUGGUGGCCCUGCACCAUGCGCUCGAGAAGGGCGACGGUGAGGAUGGCAGUGGGCGACCAAUCAACAAGGUGUACCGGGAUGGACGUUACACCGGCAAGCCCACGGUUUCGCUGGCACCGGUGAAAAUACCUCAACCGCCGCCGCCGCCGAGCAAAACGGAGCAACUGAUGAAAAGCUAUUAUGCCGAAGCGGAUGCGGAUGCGGAGGCUGAGGACCGGGUGGCUAACUCCAUCCCGGACGAGAUCGAUGACAUCGAGGCGCGGAAGGAGCUGCUGGACGAAAUGGUAAACUAGAGUACUGAUACUGAACUGUGCGUGUAUGGACAUCCAAACGCGGGGCACCGAGGACAAAACCAAGAAGGGCAGAUACUGGAAAUGCUACUUCAAUGCAGUCAGCUGUUUUUAAACGGUCCAGCAAGAGAGUGGCUCACACAGGCAGGGAUGAGAUGGUGCGUGAGUCCGAGCCUAGUCCGCUGCCAAUUAAAUGCAAACCAUCGAAGGCAGUUUACCCCCAUUAGAGGAAGUCAAUCGCGGCAAUCGACGAUCACGACAACGCGGCAAGCAAUGAACAUUUAAAAUUUAACAAUUCUAACAACAAACUCGAUCUGUAAGAUGUGGGCAAAAAGGGGGUGGUCGGUGGCCUGAGUUGAACGGUGGUGGAUUAUGCCGAAACCGUUUGUUGGUUCGCUAUCCAUCCGCAUUCCUAGUUGGACAUACAAGUGACACCCUCAAUCGAUGGGGACAUUGUUGGACGGAUAUGCAAAUGUAUUAUUAUUAAAGCACUGGUAUUGGUCAUAUUACAAACAAAUCAAUAAAUUAAAAUUAAUUAACUAAGUACAAUGAUUUGGUG